This is a messenger RNA of Fomitopsis serialis, 1391 nucleotides long. RefSeq lists its product as uncharacterized. Gene Ontology annotation, molecular function: 3-deoxy-7-phosphoheptulonate synthase activity. Gene Ontology annotation, biological process: aromatic amino acid biosynthetic process. Lineage: Eukaryota; Fungi; Basidiomycota; Agaricomycetes; Polyporales; Fomitopsidaceae. The record is from RefSeq and is a predicted model, not a curated record. The coding region runs from base 28 to 1200 and encodes 390 amino acids. The transcript has 7 exons. Gene Ontology annotation, cellular component: cytoplasm.
CCCACUCACAGCCUACCCUCGCCCGCCAUGUUCAAGUCCUCCAAGAUCGUCACGCCCGUCCCUGAGGACAGCGAGAAGAUGCAGAAGUACAUCCAGGAUCGCCGUGUCAUUGGCUACGAUCCGCUCGUGCAGCCCUCGCUCCUCCGCCACGAGAUCAAGCUCAGCCCAGAGUCCCAGAGGACGAUCGCCUCCGCCCGCUACGCCGCCGCCAAAAUCCUCGCAGGCCAGGACGACCGCGUGCUCGUCAUCGUCGGCCCCUGCUCCAUCCACUCGCCCUCCCAGGCCAUCGAGUAUGCCACCCUCCUCAAGUCCAAAAUGCCAGAGUGGAGCAACCUGCACAUCAUCAUGCGGGCGUACUUGUGCAAACCCCGCACGACCGUCGGCUGGAAGGGUCUCAUCAACGACCCCGACAUCGACGGCUCCUUCCAGAUCAACAAGGGCCUCCGCCUCGCCCGCCAGCUCCUCUGCGACCUCACCCACAUGGGUGUCCCCGUCGGCUCCGAGCUCCUCGACACCAUCUCGCCCCAGUUCAUCUCCGACCUCAUCUCCUGGGGUGCCAUCGGUGCGCGCACCACCGAGUCCCAGCUCCAUCGUGAGCUCGCGUCCGGUGUCUCCUUCCCGAUCGGCUUCAAGAAUGGUACGGAUGGCAGCGUGACGGUUGCGGUGGACGCGAUGCGCUCGAGCUCGAACCCCCACGCGUUCAUGGGUGUCACCGAGCAGGGUCUCGCGGCCAUCGUCAAGACGUCCGGUAACCAGGACGUGCACGUCAUCCUCCGUGGUGGCACCAAGGGCCCGAACUUCGCGGCCGAGCACGUCAAGGCAGCUGCUGCACAGAUCGAGAAGGCGCGCCCCCAGUACCACCCGUCGAUCAUGGUUGACUGCUCCCACGGCAACUCGCAGAAGAACUACGAGAACCAGCCAAAGGUGAUUGACGACAUCUGCGAGCAGCUCGUCGCGGGCGAGAAGCACAUCACGGGUGUGAUGGUCGAGUCGCACAUCAACGCGGGCAGGCAGGACGUGCCCCCCGAGGGCCCCGCCGCGCUCAAGCACGGCGUGUCCAUCACGGACGCGUGCGUGGACUGGGCGUCCACCGUCGAGAUGCUCGACAAGCUCAACCAGGCGGUGAAGCAGCGGCGCAUGAACUACAUCGAGGCGGGCCUCAAGAAGCCUGCCGCGUUCCAGCGCGUCAUGAACUCAUAAUUGCCGCACACGCGAUACAAUCUAACCCGCGAAGGAGUAGGAGGGCCCGCCUGUGUAGUGUCUGUAAUUCUGUCUGCCACCCCCACUGUAGUAUCCGCAUCGCCUCCCUCGCACGCACAUUCAGAUUGUUGUACUUGUCUCCGCUGCUGUCUGCUGUCGCCACAUCAUUAAUAGACUCCGCUGUACAUCUA